Molecule: messenger RNA, 1414 nt
Organism: Solanum lycopersicum (tomato)
Lineage: Eukaryota; Viridiplantae; Streptophyta; Magnoliopsida; Solanales; Solanaceae
Product: polygalacturonase-like
Biological process (GO): carbohydrate metabolic process
Molecular function (GO): polygalacturonase activity
Source: RefSeq, a predicted model, not a curated record
ACAAAAUCAUAAAUUGAAGUAUUACUCCAAAAUAAUUUUUAAAAAAAGAAAAAAAUUUAAAAAAAAAGAAAAAAAAAUGGAUAUGAAAAUCAAGUUUGUUUAUUUUGGAUUGGGUGUGUUAUUUCUAGCACAUUUUGGAGAAUCUCAAAAUGCAACUUUUGAUAUAACCAAAUAUGGUGCCACAGCCAAUGCUGAUAUUAGUGAGGCUGUUGGAAAAGCUUUUAAAGAGGCAUGUGCAUCAACAAGUCCAAGUACAAUUGUGAUCCCAAAAGGAACAUUCCAAAUGAACCAAGUGCUAUUAGAAGGACCAUGCAAAGGCCCUAUUGAACUUCAAAUUCAAGCCAUUUUGAAAGCACCAACAGAUCCUAAUGCAAUUAAAACUGGUGAAUGGUUAACAGUAAACAAACUUGAUUUCUUCACAAUGUCUGGUGGUGGAACACUUGAUGGUCAAGGUAAAGAAGCAUGGGAAUGCAAAAAGUCAAAAAAGUGCACCAAGCUUCCCAAUAAUUUGAGCUUCAACUCCCUCACAAAUUCCAUAAUCAAGGACAUAACAACAUUGGAUAGCAAAGCAUUCCAUGUGAAUGUUAACCAAUGCAAGAACUUAACAUUCACCAAAUUCAACGUCAGUGCUCCGGCUGAUAGCCCGAACACUGAUGGAAUCCACGUGGCGAGAGCAAGCUCUGUGAAUAUCACAGAGUCUUCUUUCUCCACGGGAGAUGAUUGUAUCUCCAUUGGCGAUGAAACGGAACAACUUUACAUCACUAAAGUCACUUGUGGACCUGGUCAUGGUAUUAGUGUUGGUUCCCUUGGUGGAAAUCCUGGUGAAAAGCCAGUGGUUGGUGUUUUUGUUAAAAAUUGCACUUUAGUUAGCACUGAUAAUGGUGUUAGGAUCAAGACAUGGCCUGCUUCACAUCCUGGUGUUGUAUCUGAUAUACAUUUUGAAGAUAUCAUUGUGCAAAAUGUUAGCAACCCUAUUGUCAUUGAUCAAGUUUAUUGCCCAAGUGGAAAAUGCAACAAAGACUUGCCUUCACAAGUGAAGAUUAGCAAGGUGUCUAUCCAAAACAUAAAAGGUACAUCAAGAACUCAAAAUGCAAUCUCACUAACUUGUAGCAAAGGCUCACCAUGUGAAGGUGUUGAAGUUGGAGAUGUUGACAUUUCAUAUAGUGGUAAAGAAGGGCCAGCAAAAUCAAGUUGUGAAAAUAUUAAGCCAACUUUUAAGGGAAAACAAACUCCAGCUGUUUGUUCAGCUGGUGCUGAUGCUCCUGCUCCCGCCGCCGCCGCUUCUUAAAUGAAUAAUUAAAAAAAAAUAACGAUUUUGAAUUAAAAAAAAUCUCGAUGUUUGAGAUUUUUAUUGUAAGUUUGAUUGAUUGAGUUGAUGUAUGAAUUGAAAUGUUAAAUUUAUCGUAUGUUUACA